Molecule: messenger RNA, 1724 nt
Organism: Tribolium castaneum (red flour beetle)
Lineage: Eukaryota; Metazoa; Arthropoda; Insecta; Coleoptera; Tenebrionidae
Product: calcitonin gene-related peptide type 1 receptor
Exons: 7
Coding region: 92-1603 (503 amino acids)
Biological process (GO): cell surface receptor signaling pathway; adenylate cyclase-modulating G protein-coupled receptor signaling pathway
Cellular component (GO): plasma membrane
Molecular function (GO): G protein-coupled peptide receptor activity; peptide hormone binding
Source: RefSeq, a predicted model, not a curated record
CAAUUUAAUCAGUGUGAUGCCAAAUGAUAAAUCAAUGAUAUCAUAGUAAGAAAUAUAUCCCCGAAUUCGUUCGAGAAGUGAGUGAUUUAUUAUGUUUUGCCUUCGCGUAAUUGCGUGUGUGUUAUUAUUUAUAAUUGCAAGAGUCAGCGGUGGGGAAAAAUCAUGCAGGGUCAGGGACAUUCCGGGAUUAAUCCCGCGCGAAAUUUGGGAAUUCUGGACGGGAUAUUACUGCUACAACUACUCAAAUAAUUAUCGCCUCUUGUUCAAAUACAACGCAACUGGGGGACACUACAACGGAUCGACCAUCCCCCUAGCCAUGAUUAACCCCACGACCGUCGUUCCCUUCGACUACCGCAACUCCACGUCCCGCUCCUACAUUCGCAAGUCCUUCAAAACCGACCAUUUCUUCCAAAUGUGGGUCGACUGUUGCGAAGAAGCCGUCGACUGUUGCGACAAUUUCAUGACCAGCGCCAACACCCAACCCACCCCGGAACACCCAUGCCCAGCCAUCUGGGACGGCUGGAGUUGCUGGGGCCCUGCCAAAGCCAACACUGUUGAAAAAAUGAAGUGCUCAACCCAGGCCUACUCGACCGAUUCGGACGUCUGCGAAUUAAUGAGCGAGAAAACGUGCUUCGCUAACGGCACCUGGAACCAGAAAACCGACUACGAGGUGUGCGCCGUGGCUCCGGUGCUCCGGAGCCGGCACACUUUCAACGUCAUCGUGCUGGCCGUGGCGACCGUGUUGUCGUUCCCGGCCGUUGCGAUUUUUUUCAGUUUCCGGAGUUUCCGCAACAACUUGCGCCUGAUUUUCCACCGGAAUCUGCUCCUAGUUAUCAUGAUUCGGAACCUCUUGACUAUAAUGUCCAAAGAGAUUAUUAUUCUGGACGCUUUGAAGUCGUCAGGGUCCAACCAUGUGAUGGACGGGAAUGGGGUCGCGUGCCGCGUUUUGGCGUUUUUCGAAAAUGCGGCCAAAAAUGGCAUGUAUGCCUGUAUGCUGGCCGAUGGGUUUUACCUCCACAAGUCGAUUGUGAGGGUGUUUGCCGACGAGCCGAACAUUGUCUACAUUUAUGCAGUAGUUUUGACUUUGUCUUUUCUGCCGUCGCUCAUUUGGGCGACGACACGUGCCGGUCAUGGAGGUACCGACUGUUGGAUGGUUGAUGAUAAUUCAAACGAUCAGUGGAUUCCAGAUGGGUUCCGUAUUGCAAUCCUCGCAAUCAAUUUUUUGUUGUUGUUUGACAUAAUCAGGGUCAUGGCCUUGAAACUGAAACGGGGGAAUACCAGCCAACAAACAAAAGCAACACUUCGAGCCACUUUAUUCCUGAUUCCACUAUUUGGUGUGCAUAUUAUUUUUAUAACAAACCGGAACAUUGUUCCAAGUCAUACGUGUCAAGCCGAGGAUAUUUAUUACUACUUGAGUUAUGUGAUGGAGGGGUUACAGGGCGUCAUGGUUGCUAUUCUCUUCUGUUACAUAAAUGCAGAGGUCCGCGGAGAGUUGAAAAAUGCUUACAGAAAGUUUCUCCUGGCUCUGGAAUCGAGAUUUGGAAUUACGUUUGGGAAAGUGAGAGAUAUUCACAGGAGGCCAACUGCAGCAACGUAUUGUUAAUAAAUUAUUUUAAUAAAAAAUUGCUCGAUAUUUUUCAAAAAAUCUCUUUACACGUAAUAUUUUAUUGUACUUGUACGUAUUUAAUUUUUAAAUAAAACUGUGUUUAUAAUUCUGCAAAAAA